This is a messenger RNA of Desarmillaria tabescens, 876 nucleotides long. RefSeq names its product kinase binding protein CGI-121-domain-containing protein. The record is from RefSeq and is a predicted model, not a curated record. Gene Ontology annotation, cellular component: nucleus; EKC/KEOPS complex; cytosol. The coding region runs from base 1 to 606 and encodes 201 amino acids. The transcript is spliced from 4 exons. Gene Ontology annotation, biological process: tRNA threonylcarbamoyladenosine modification. NCBI's taxonomy places the organism in Eukaryota, Fungi, Basidiomycota, Agaricomycetes, Agaricales, Physalacriaceae.
AUGGACAUCUUCACCUUCAGCCACCUCCAUCGCAAUCAAGUCGCCCACGUCGCGCUAUAUUCUCCCGUCAAUAAUGCCAGCGACAUUAGGAAUAGAAUUGUGGCCGCUGCCAGAGCAGAUGGUCACGAAGGUGAGAAGGAACGAGAUGAGAUGAAUUUUGCCUUUGUCGAUGCGACACUGAUUACAAGCCGGCUUCACCUAGAAACUGCGAUAUACCAAGCAAUCCUUACGGAAUCUCAGGGAUCAUUGCGGACGAAAACCGUACAUUCCGAGAUUCUGUGGGCACUUAAUCCAACCAAUAAUAUAACAGAAGCCAUUCGUCGAUAUGGCGUUUCAGACAAGACUACCUCAAUUCUUGUCAUUCAUAUAUCCGAUGCUGGGCUGUCUUCAUCGAUAGUACAAGAGAAACUCGCUCGUGUGGUGGAUGGAACACUGUUGCCAUUGGCCUCCCUUCAGGAUUUCACCGAUUGGGCCAGGAUCAAGAAAUAUUACAAACUGGAUCAGGAGAAAGCCCUGAUCGCGACAAGAGACGACCUCUCGAAACAGCAUGCUGUCAUCGACAACAUCGUCGUGAGCUCAGUUGCAAUGAAGAGUGUCAUGGGAUGACCAUUCCGUCUGCUACGCCUAUAAAGUGUGAUUGUUGCUCAGAAAGCUUCAUCAGUUCUGAACCCCGGCCUUCGAGCGCGCUUGCAACCACCGUCUACCGUUGAGGGACCUUCCACCGAGCAUUGUUCUUCUGUUAAUGGUCUUUGUUUCCCACUUAGGGUGGUCCGAUACCUCCUCGAGGCUCGUAGUCGAUUAAAGCCAGAUCUAUAUUCUUGUAGUCUGUUAACGAGUCCUUGUUCUUUGAGCGUCUGUACCGUCUACGAAAAUAGG